Messenger RNA from Gavialis gangeticus (Gharial), 1395 nucleotides. RefSeq names its product arginase 1 (gene ARG1). Gene Ontology annotation, cellular component: cytoplasm; cytosol; nucleus. NCBI's taxonomy places the organism in Eukaryota, Metazoa, Chordata, Crocodylia, Gavialidae. Gene Ontology annotation, molecular function: arginase activity; manganese ion binding. The record is from RefSeq and is a predicted model, not a curated record.
UUUCCUAUGAUCCUAAGGUAGCAGCCAGGAUAAGAUCCUCUCUCAUCUUCCCUACUUGACCAGCUCAUAGAUAUUUAUUUAGGGGGUGGAAAUUUGUUUCAGCCCCAGAUAUUUCAGGAUGGUCCUGGCUUAGCUGCAAAUUGAGAGUCUGAAAAAAAGUAAAGUUAAAAAUGAAUUUUCAGGCAAAAUGACAUUACACAUAUCUAAGCAUAAAAUUGCUUUAUGAAAUAAAUACUGUUUAUACCAUACUACUAGCUGUGGAAUAUUGCCUAGGAAAUGUUAUAAUGUACUUGUCAUUGUUAAUGUUCUCUUGUGCCAUGCUAACUACAGGGUAUGGCAUCAAGGAUUAUGGAGACGUGAUGUUUGAUGAUGUUCCCAAUGAUGGUCCAUGUCACAAUGUGAAAAAUCCCAGAUCUGUUGGGAGGGCUAAUGAGAAGCUAGCAAAUACUGUAGCGGAAGUGAAGAAAAGUGGAAGAACCUGUUUGAUACUUGGUGGGGAUCACAGUUUGGCAAUAGGAACCACCUCGGGGCAUGCAAAAGUUCACCCAGAUCUUGGUUUAGUUUGGUUUGGUGCCCAUGACAUUAACACACCACUAACAUCUCCAAGCGGGAACCUGCAUGGGCAGCCCAUGGCUUUCCUCAUAAAGGAACUGAAGGACAAGGUGCCUGAUGUUCCAGGAUUCUCAUGGGUAAUUUCUUGCCUGUCUGCUAAGGACACUGUAUAUAUUAGCCUGAGAGAUGUGGACCCUGGUGAACACUGCAUUGUGAAAUCUCUGGACAUUAAGUGCUAUUCAAUGAGUGAAGAAGAUAAACUCGGGAUUGGGAAGGUGAUGGAGGAAACACUUAGCUAUUUGCUAGCCAAUAAGAAGAGACCAAUUCACUUAAGUUUUGAUGUUGAUGGCUUGGAACCCUCUCUGAUACCAGCUACAGGCACCCCUGUUCCUGGAGGAAUGACUUUUAGGGAGGGCAUAUAUAUGACAGAAUAACUUUAUAAAACAGGAUUGCUCUCAGCAGUAGAUAUGAUGGAGAUCAAUCCAUCUUGUGGGAAGACACAGGAAGAAGUUAAUUCAAUAGUGAACACAGCUAUUGCUAUGAUCUUGUCCUGUUUUGGAGCAAUGUGAGAAGGCUCUCAUAGUUUCAGUUACUCUAUUCCCCAGCCACAAACAUUCAUCUGAACAGUCUCAAUUAUAUUCAAUUGUGUUUUUUAGUAUUAAAAUACAAUAUGCCAUUAAUGGCAGUUACUUAUUUUUAUGGACAACUUUAAUGACUUGAAGCAUGAAAUAAGUCUUUCUUUGUGCCCCAAACAAUGAGAUGCUAAUAAAGCCUGGAAAUGUUAGGCAACAGAGGUGAUCACAUACAAUUUCUCAUACAAACAGUAAGUGUCAAGUCAAACCA